Messenger RNA from Tachysurus vachellii, 2450 nucleotides. Its product is annotated as chemokine-like protein TAFA-5. Gene Ontology annotation, biological process: G protein-coupled receptor signaling pathway. The transcript has 4 exons. The record is from RefSeq and is a predicted model, not a curated record. Bases 590 to 967 code for a protein of 125 amino acids. Gene Ontology annotation, molecular function: receptor ligand activity; G protein-coupled receptor binding. NCBI's taxonomy places the organism in Eukaryota, Metazoa, Chordata, Actinopteri, Siluriformes, Bagridae.
CGCACGCGCCAUUCACUUUUAUUCAGUUCGAGCGGCACCGAAAACGGCGCAAAUAUGAGCACGGAAGCAGGAACGACGUCUGUUCUUUGUUGCCGAAGUCAUUUGACAAACUCGUGAUUAAUGACAGAAAAAAUAGCGCCGUUGCGGAAAGAGCAGCGUCGUGCGUAAAAGAGUGCGCGGAGAGUUUGGAGAGAGAGAGGGAGAGAGAGAGAGAGAGAGAGAGGGGGGGAGAGAGAGAGAGAGAGAGAGAGAGGAUGCAGCAAAGCGACAUGAUGGUGCAUCACACUGCUUAAGGCACGAGAGAGAGAGAGAGAGAGAGAGAGAGAUCAGACUGCAGCUGGAGGGGAAAUAGCCCACCGUGGGAAAUUUUACGCCCUCCGGGUUUGAAUAACACAUCACCGCUUUUCAGCAACUGAGGAGCAACGGGAUUCUCUUCCUUCAUUCUAUCCGAAGCGCGCGGAAGCGAUCUCACGUUGGUUUCCAUCACUCUUACUACUGUUAUAUUGUUUUUUCGCUUCUAUGGGAGAAGGAUGGGAGCGCAGUUGGCUGUGUGAAGCCUCUCCGGGUGUGUGAGAAUUGCGCCGCCGCCAUGCAGCUCGUGCGGGUCGCGUGGGCUUUGGCAGGAGCGGCGCUCUGCUGUUCCCUUGUGCUCCUUCUCCACUCGCGCUUCCUCAAAGAAGGUCAGUUGGCGGCCGGGACUUGUGAGAUUGUGACAUUGGACAGAGACAGCAGUCAGCCACGGAGGACCAUAGCUCGGCAGACAGCCCGCUGUGCCUGCAAGAAAGGCCAAAUUGCCGGUACGACUAGAGCCAGCCCUGCCUGUGUGGACGCCCGUAUCGUGAAGACCAAGCAGUGGUGUGACAUGGUGCCAUGUCUGGACGAUGAAGGCUGUGACCUUUUGGUAAAUAGAUCAGGCUGGACUUGCACACAGCCUGGCGGCCGGGUCAAAACUACCACGGUCUCCUAACACUGGCCGAAGUUCUAACGGUGUGGAGAGCUUCACGUGGACUGUAUAGAAGCCUGACGAGCUCUUUGCUCCAGCCCGCCUGCUGUAGAUAACUUGCUGUCUGUCAUCGGCUCAACUUUCGCCUCCAACUGCCUGUCUGUAGCUCCGCUUUGUAAAUGGGCAACGCCCCCUAGCGCCACGGAGGACAAACGUCCACACAACACCUCACACAGAGCACUCGAAAGCCUGCAAGACUGCUGCUUGUGAGGGGCCUUGUGUUCUUUAAGGCUCCCUGGAUGUCUAUACCAUUUUGCGAGGCCAGAUCUGAGGUUCUGCCCUGUGUGCUCUGUGAAUAGGCCUUCUGCUGGAGUCCACCUUUGGCACUCAAACAACUUUUUCUGACCAAAGAGGAAAAGUAACAAACAAACAGCUUAACAAACAAUACUUUAACAAACGGAGUUCAGAAAGGAAGGGCUGAACGAGGAGAAAUGAAUACACCGAGCCCUGUUAUCACACACCAAUGUCCACUAAUUUAAAGCACUGGCAUUGAAGGAUUGAGCAGUGCAAAUGAACUCAUCAUAAUGAACUAAAUUCCAGUAGUACCUUUAAUACUUUGCAUACAUUUUUUUUUCCUUGAACUGAACCCACUGUAUUUUGAAACUGGAAAUAUAGGCACUGUAUACAUACAUUAUGUGUAUAAAGAAAUUGAGAUUUGCAUUUUUUUUUUCAGUAGCAAACUUUGGGACAAUUUGCAAUAAGCAUGGUUGGUCACAGUUAAAGAGUACAAGCGUUGAUCAUUGUUGGACAAAAAAGUGAAUAUAUGAAAAAAAUGCCACCAUUUCAAAUUACCAGAAGAGGAGCCAGAAGUCAUUUUAAAAGGCCUACAGUUAUAUAUUUAACAGUUUUCUAUGUUGUAUCUUUGUAGAGAACCUUAUUUAACAUGAAUAACGUGGUGGGAAUGGCAGUGAUAGAAUGUGGAUAAUAAGCUGUGUUUCAUGCCGACCUGCAGCAGCCUGCUCUUUCUCCUGCAGCAGUAGCAGCUCUCCUUUUACACCCAUUUCACACACAUGUCCACUUCUUCUAUACUAAACAGAUGAAUGGAAAAAGGACAGCACACAGAGGGGAAAAAAAGAAACGAUCGCUCACGGAGAACUGAACUUUAUAUCCCACUUUAGUAUGCGGGGUCAUGAAAAUCGCUAUUUGCUAUCGUAUUGUAAAGGUGUAGAAAAAAAAAACCUGAGUCAUUUCUCUAUGGAUUUUAUCUAAUUUAUUUUUGUGCUUGUGUUUGUUUGCACAGUGCCACCAUCAGAGUGCUGACACAUACAGAGAGAGUUAAGAGAGUCUUAGAAUCAUUUACAUGAAAAUACUUUUUUAUUCUGAAAUAUUUUAAGAAUAAAUUAAAUAUGUGAAAGAAGAAAUGAGUUGCUAAAAUAGAAUUUUAAUAUGCAAAGGUUAUGUUUGAAGCUGCUGACAUUUUGUUCAUUGCCCUGAAACAAAACAAAAC